This is a messenger RNA of Huiozyma naganishii CBS 8797, 1419 nucleotides long. RefSeq names its product peroxisome biogenesis protein (gene PEX31). Gene Ontology annotation, cellular component: peroxisomal membrane. The transcript has a single exon. The coding region runs from base 1 to 1419 and encodes 472 amino acids. Gene Ontology annotation, biological process: peroxisome organization. The record is from RefSeq and is a predicted model, not a curated record. Lineage: Eukaryota; Fungi; Ascomycota; Saccharomycetes; Saccharomycetales; Saccharomycetaceae.
AUGCAAGCGGAUGUUGCAGGUAGGCAUCCUGCCCAACCGAAGAAGUCUCUCAAGAGUGCACUCAAAAAACCGUUGAGAAAUAGCAGCGAUGGGAGGAGAAGCAGACGGAGACGGCGGUUACAACAAUUGGCAGGCUACAAUGAUGGAAACACGGAGUACGACAGCGGGGAUGAGAUCACUGUUGUAUCCUCUUCACCAUUACUCACGCCGACUCCGCCUACCGUUGCAGUAUCGCUGGUCAAACUGUACCCGUACUUGAUCGUGAUAGACAAGAUACUGAAUCUCCUAACCUGGAAUAAUGAAGAUGGGACCUUGUUGCCGAGCGUUUUGUUGGUACUGUCAUAUACUGGUACCGUGUGCUAUUUUGAAUGGAUGACAGAGUAUUUCGGUCAUAUUUUAAUUAUUGUGAUAAUAUGGCUGUAUUCUUUACUGGAUAAAUAUGUGAAUGUUACUAUUACCUCAUACCCGACGUUGGACGAUAUCGUCCACGUUAUGGGGCGUGUUUCGCAUAAAGCAGAUUUGAUCUUGGCACCAAUAAGUGUGCUGAAUAAACAGGAUAUCAGAAGACUGUUAUUUACGGUGGCAUUUUUUUCACCCGUAUAUAUGAUCAUCUCGAAGAUCUUCCUCACCCCUCGACAUUUACUUCUAGUGUUCGGACUAUACGUGCUGACAUACCAUGCACCAAUUUUCAAAUCAAUAAGAAAAGCCCUGUGGCAGUUUAAACUUGUCAGACUGUUUAUUUUCUACGUGACGGGACUCGAUUUCGGUGGGUUGACUUACAAGAACCAAAAUCCGUUUUCCAAAGCCAUGGAGGCUGCGAACUUGGUGGCCAAAAGCUUUACGAACGCAAACAGAUCUGUUGAAUUUGUAUAUGUGCUGUUUGAAAAUCAAAGACGGUGGCUGGGUAUUGGCUGGACCUCCAGCAUGCUAAGUUAUGAAAGGGCUUCGUGGACAGACGAGUUUCUGAACAGAAGCAGCGAACCGUCUAGUUUUAGACUACCUCACAUAGAUGAUGCCGAUAGUCAUCGAUGGGUAUGGGUAGAUACGGAAUGGCAGCUUGAUAGAACAAAUGACGGUGCCAUACAUUUGGAUGAGUCUGAACCGAAAUUAACUUCGCAGCCUACUCUCAACGACGGAUUUAUCUAUUACGACAAUACCUGGAACAAUCAGUCAUCAGAAAAUACAUUUACCAAAUAUACCAGACGGAGAAGGUGGGUUCGUACUGCUAAGUUGGUCAACACAUCCAUUGAAGAUGCACCGCCAAGCAAAGUUGUUGACGAGAAGGAGAAUUCUUCUGGUGGGGAAGUUGAUAAAGUAUCGACUCACACCCCCGAUGAAGGCACAAUUAGGGAGAGGAAGGUAUCAUUUAGCGAGCUCCAAAACGUCCACAUAAUUCCAGAUGAUGGUUAUAUUCGUUAA